AAUGCCUGAACGUAACGAAAGAGCAAAUAAUGCAAUACAGUGGCUAUUGCAGGGCGUAGCUUUGAUUUUAGUCCAACAGAAACCAUUAGAAAAGAUAAGAUUGCUGACUAACGAAGAAUAUAGAGAACAGGGACGGAUUGAAACAGAAAAGGCUCUAGCAGAGCUUCGAAAAUACUGCCAAAGCCCAGAUUGCAAUGCAUGGAAGACUGUGUCUAGGUUAGAGAGUCCGGCUCGUUUCGCUUCAUUUAUUGCUGGUUCGUCACAUCUAACCAGUGAUGAAAUAAGGAUUUACGACGAGCUAAGUGACGACGAAUCGUUAAUUCAAACGGAUGAUGAUUCAGAGUGCACAGAUUUUUAUUUGUCAUCACCGCCAUAA
Molecule: messenger RNA, 376 nt
Organism: Dimorphilus gyrociliatus
Lineage: Eukaryota; Metazoa; Annelida; Polychaeta; Dinophilidae
Source: the annotation of a GenBank genome assembly